AUUACACUCUCUAUUAUAUAUAUAUCUCUUACCAUUUUUUUCCAAUUUGCAAACACAAAAGUACUUCACAUUAAUAUACAUUCCCUCAAUAUCUUCUUCUUCUUCCUCAAAUUAAAUUCCAUCUCCCAAUAUGGGACAUCUUCAGGAGUUUGAUCAGGUUUUCAUCCAAGCCCCCGACCACCGUCCCAAGCUCGCCGUCUCCCAAGCUGACGGAAUCCCCACCAUCGACCUCUCUCCAAUCUUCAACGACUCACCACCGGCCGGCAGCGAAUUCCCCCACGAUUUGGUCCAGCAAAUCGCCUCUGCUUGUACGGAGUGGGGAUUCUUUCUGGUGGUCAACCACGGUGUCCCUCCCGAGAAGCGGCGUCGAAUGGAAGCCGCUGCCCGGGAGUUUUUUGGGCAGAGUUUGGAGGAGAAGAGGAAAGUGAGGAGAAAUGAAGGGGUGGCGACCGGCUAUUUUGAUAUGGAGCUGACCAAGAAUGUCAGAGAUUGGAAGGAGGUCUUCGAUUUCGUGGUGGAGGAUCCGACCCUCAUUCCGGCAUCGUCCGAUCCUGAUGAGACUGAGUUGACUCAGUUGAUCAAUCAAUGGCCGGAAUACCCACCGGAAUUCAGAGAGAUUUGCGAAGGAUAUGUUGAAGAAUUGGAGAAACUCGGGCACAAAUUGAUGGAGCUAAUCGCCAGUAGCUUGGAAUUACCGGCAAAAAGGUUUGGAGAGUAUUUUAAAGGGCAAACAAGCUCUGUGAGACUGAAUCACUAUCCAUUGUGCCCAUCACCGGAGCUAGCUCUGGGAGUUGGCCACCACAAGGACCCCGGUGUCUUGACGGUGCUCGCCCAAGACCACGUUGGAGGACUGGAAGUGAAAAGAAAGAGAGAUGGAGAGUGGAUUCAACUCAAACCUGUACCUGAUUCUUAUGUGGUCAAUGUUGGAGAUAUUACUGAGGUUUGGAGCAAUGAGAAAUAUGAGAGUGUGGAGCAUAGGGCUACGGUAAACAGCAAAAGGGAUAGAUAUUCAAUUGCUUUCUUCUUUUAUCCAUCUCAUUCCACCAUUGUUGAGCCUCUGGAAGAGCUUAUUGGUCCCCAAAACCCUCCCAAAUACAAACCUUACUCUUUUGGGAAGUUCCUCGCCAAUAGAAAACGCAGCAAUUUCAAGAAGCUUAAUGUCGACAACGUUCAAAUCUCUGAUUUCAAGAUCACCAACUAACCCAAAUUACCUUAAAUGCUUCCUUCCUUCAUGCUACUAUAUGUUUGGUAUAAGCUUGGCUAUUGAAAACAUAAUCAGUUGAAUAAUGACAGCCUGAGUAGUAAAUGCCAAGUUCGUCAUUUUGUAUAAUUUAUAUGCUUAGUUUGAGGUUUAAAUUGAGAUUAUUGUUUUUUUUGUAUGGAAAUCUUUUUUUAGUAUAACAACUAUGAAAAUUAAAGAUCGAGAAUCAAACCUCUCAUCUUUUAGAUGGGAGGUAAUACUAAUUA
Molecule: messenger RNA, 1467 nt
Organism: Cucumis sativus (cucumber)
Lineage: Eukaryota; Viridiplantae; Streptophyta; Magnoliopsida; Cucurbitales; Cucurbitaceae
Product: protein DMR6-LIKE OXYGENASE 2-like
Exons: 3
Coding region: 131-1201 (356 amino acids)
Molecular function (GO): dioxygenase activity
Source: RefSeq, a predicted model, not a curated record